Paramecium primaurelia is the source of this 1494-nucleotide messenger RNA. The record is from the annotation of a GenBank genome assembly. Lineage: Eukaryota; Ciliophora; Oligohymenophorea; Peniculida; Parameciidae.
AUGAACUCAAUAUCAACAAAUCCAUCAUUUACAGAUAUUCGAAUUGUUAAAAUAUACCUUAAAAUUCAUUACAAUACUUAAUAUGGAUAAGCAAUUUACUUAUGUGGAGACGAUGAACAAUUAGGAAUUUGGGAUUCUACUAAAGCAAUUAGACUCUAAUGGAAUCAGGUAUAGUAUUGAAGCUCAAAAAGAAUAAUGAAUGGACAACCUGUUUAAAAUUGCCAAGAAUUUUUAAAAACUAUGAGUAUAAAUUCCUUGUGAAUGAUUAUAAUAAUCCAUCUACUUAAAAAGAAUUAUGGGAACCUGGAGAAAAUCGUUUAAUUACAAAGCAUUUAUUAUUAAAUGGAAAGAAAGGGGAGUACUUUAAUUGUAUUAGUUUUUAAAUCAUUAUAGAGGAGUAUUGGGGAUACAGAACAAUUAAAUUGAAGCUUAAUCACAAUUUAUAACCAGGAGAAAGGAUGAUGAUUAUUGGUUCAAUUCCAGAAAUUGGUUCUUGGAAAACACCUGUUUUAAUGAAAUAACAAUAGAAGAUUGAUAUAUGUAUUAUUCAAUCUAUAAUUCUGAAAUAGUAACAUAAGAGCCUAUUCAACAAUGGUCGAUUUCAUUUAUUGUAAAUCCUCUUAAUUUUUAUUUCCGAUAUUAUUAUGUGAUUCGAAAUGAUGAAACUGGAAAUAUGAUUUGGGAAAGAGGGAAUGGUCGUUAUCUUAAAACAGCUGAUCUCUCUUCAAUUAGAUAAGUUCUUGAUCAAUAUGCAUUACAUCCAAUUAAAGUCAAAACUCAAAUCUAUUAAGCUUUUUAAUAAAGAACAGAAAAGAGAAAUGGAUCAUUUUAAGCAAUUAAGAUUCCAAAAUCAAAGUUAAAACUUAAUAGUUAAGGUUAUUAAUUUGCAGAUAAAGAACCUUCUUUCUUUUAUUAUGAAGAAUUUGGGAGGUUGAAUAAAUUGGAUUGGAAUUUUGUAGUUUAAUUUUAAACAUAUGAGAUAAAUGAAAAUAUAAUUAUUGGUCCAUAUCCUCAAAAUGAAUAGGAUAUUCUAUUAUUAAAAUAAAAAUAAGUGAAGGCAGUUCUUAAUUUAUAAACUCGUUUAGAUAUUUUUCAUAGAGGAGUUAAUUGGGAAUAGAUUGUAGAUGCUUAUUAGCGAUAGAAUAUAGUGAUGAAAAAUUAUUAGAUUUAUGAUAUGGAUGCAGAAGAUUUUGAAAAGAAAUCAAAUAAGGCAGUAUAAAUAUUAAAGAAAUUAAUUAAUUAAUAUGAAUAUGUUUAUGUACAUUGUACUGCUGGAAUAGGUAGAGCUCCUUCAAUAGUUGUAUUAUAUUUAAGUUCAAUAUUAAAAUAUGAUCUAAAAGAAGCAAUAGAAUUAGUUAAAUUAAAAAGAUAAUAAUUUUAUGUCAAUUAUUGUAUAUAUGAGUAAUAUUAAUAGCCAUGUUAAAGAAAUCAUUGUAGAAGACACUUGUAUUUAAUCAUGGAUUAGGUUAUUAAAAUUUGGCUUAAACUUUAUGA